AUGGGGCACGUGCAGGGCUUGCGGGUGCCCGUGUUGCUCGGCGUCGCCGUCUUGCACGCGUGGGAGCGGAGCAUGGGGAGUGGGGGGGCUGGCGCCCGAGGGCUGUGGAGCCAAGCGCCCCCUCUCGACCCCGGCCUGGGACCUGUGGCUGCCUGCCCAGGGAGUGUGCCUGGGACAAAGGGGAAGUGGCUGAAGGGGAAACAGCUCCAGGAGGUGGGCGUGGGGACCGGCCGCCCGCGUCUGCCCGGGGAGCUGAGGGCCUGCAGUCUGUGGCUGGAGCCGGGAUGGACACCAAGGCCGCACCGCCAGAGAUGCCGAAACCUCUUCAGACAGCAGCAGUGGCUCCCACGUGGCCCUGUUCCGGCAGAGGGGCUGGCAUGCCCCACCCCUGCCGCAGCCCUCGUCCUCCCAGGACGCCGGGACAGUCCCUGUCUCCAUGCUGCCGGCCCGCGGCCGCCCCAGGCCCCUGGGGGCGAGGCCCUGCCCAGUUGCAGGUCCUGGGAACACUGGCCGUGCUGUGGCUGGGUGCCGGGACCCUCACCUACCUCCUGUGGCAACUGCCCGCUCCUCGUACCCGGAGCCAGGUGCACCCUGAGGAAGUGCCCACGAGGGCCUGGGCGCCCGUGGGGCAGGACGGGAAGGAGUCCCUGCCGGCUUGUCCUCGUGGAGAGUGUCCCCCAGGACCUGCCGUCUGCGGCCGGCAGCCCGUCUGCCCAGCCGCUGGCCCGGGCCUGGCUGCAGCUGCUGGACGCUGCCCAGGACAGCGUCCACGUGGCCUCCUACUACUGGUCCCUCACGGGGCGCGACAUCGGGGUCAACGACUCGUCUUCCCAGCCGGUGUGUCCCUUCCCCCGCCCCCACCCCGGGCUGACUCUGGGGCACAGGCGGUCCCCACCCUGCUCCACCCCGGGCUGGGCUCACAGCAAGUCGGACACCAGCCUGGGCCGGCUCCGCGGUGGGGCAGCCCCUCCUCUGGGGCUCUCAGGGCGGGUGUCGGGGUGGGUCCUGGGGACACAGCACUCCGACUCUGCCUGGCGGGAGUUCCGCUCCCGACCCAGGGUCAUCCUCGUCCAGAUAGCUGACGCGACACUGGGCGGGGGGCAGUCCACAGCCACCCUGCGUGUCUGCUGUGUGAGCUCCUCGCCCAGUCUGGGUCCACGGGAGCUCAGGGACGGGGCAGGGGCAGCUGUGCUCCAGGACCCAGAUUCCGGUGCCAUGGACUCAGGGGUUGUGGGGAAGCCAGAGCCACAGACUCGAAUGGCCCCUGUGACCCCCGGUCCUCACGCCCUCGUGUGCCCUGGCCUUGGGCGUGCGCAGGACCUGUGCCACACGCUGUAA
This is a messenger RNA of Lemur catta (Ring-tailed lemur), 1338 nucleotides long. RefSeq names its product phospholipase D family member 4 (gene PLD4). Bases 1 to 1338 code for a protein of 445 amino acids. Gene Ontology annotation, cellular component: endoplasmic reticulum; phagocytic vesicle; trans-Golgi network membrane. The record is from RefSeq and is a predicted model, not a curated record. Lineage: Eukaryota; Metazoa; Chordata; Mammalia; Primates; Lemuridae. The transcript is spliced from 7 exons. Gene Ontology annotation, biological process: hematopoietic progenitor cell differentiation; phagocytosis.